AUGGCUACUACCUCCCUCAAGCGUGAUCUCACGCAAGUAUUUAAACAGAUGUCACUUUUGGAUAAACUACUUCCUAUCCUAAUCGUACUAGCAAUUGUUAUUGGUAUAAUCAUAUCAGUGUAUGCACCCCACGCACAGUCAAUAUUCAACAACACUGAUAAUAACAAGCUAACCUCGGUUUCAGUACCACUAACUAUUGGUCUUGUUGUAAUGAUGAUUCCACCAUUGUGCAAGAUUGAAUACGAACAAGUUUACACAUUUGCAACCGGAAUCAACAACAACAGCAACAACAAAAGGGCACUGCACUUUGUGUCCAAACAUUGGCGUGAGAUUGUUGUGUCAUUGAUUUUGAAUUGGAUUGUGGGACCUUUUCUUAUGUUUGGAUUAGCGUGGGCUACAUUAUUUAAUGAAAAGGAGUAUCGUACUGGGAUUAUUAUGAUUGGUAUGGCCAGAUGUAUUGCCAUGGUACUUAUUUGGAAUCAGUUGGCAAUGGGGUCAAACGAUCUUUGUGCAAUAUUGGUCAUAAUCAAUAGUGUAUUGCAAAUUGUAUUAUAUGCCCCAUAUCAAGUUUUGUUUUGUUACGUGAUGACUAAUGAAUCAAUUGAAUUUGCUACGGAUUUGGAUAUGGGUGACUUGUUCGUGUUGGUGUUGAAGAAUAUUGGGGUAUUUUUGGGGAUUCCAUUGGCAUCAGGGAUUUUAAUUCGCAUUCUUGCAUUAUUGACAGUUGGUAAGGAGAGAUUUAAUACAAAGGUGUUGCCUUGGAUCAGUCCAUGGGCAUUGAUUGGGCUACUUUAUACAAUAAUGGUCAUAUUCAUAUCCAAAGGUGAUUCAUUUUUACAUGAAAUUGGUGAAAGUCUCAAAUGUUUCAUACCACUUUGUCUUUAUUUUGUGAUUAUGUGGUUUGCAACAUUCUUUGGGGUCAGAUGGUAUUCAAACUACAUCAAUUAUAACAAAAUUGUUCUGGAUUAUGAAAAGUCGACCACGGAAAUUGUUAACACAACAAUGGUUGUAGAGGAACCCGAAUUUGAUGAAUCAACUAAACUUCUUGUCAAAUGCGGUUGCGAAGAAAAAUUGACCCCUCAUCAGCUAGAACAACACUCGAAAGGGAGAUUACAAUGUAAUGCCAGUUACUCAUCAACGGUAACUCAAGCUUUCACAUCAGCGUCCAAUAAUUUUGAAUUGAGUUUAGCAAUUGCCAUAGCAUUGUAUGGCGAAGGAAGUAAACAAGCUAUUGCUGCUGUUUAUGGACCAUUAUUGGAAGUACCAAUCCUAUUAUUGUUGACAUUUGUGGCUAGAUAUUUCAGAGUCAAACUUGUCUGGGGUGAUACUUAA
Molecule: messenger RNA, 1332 nt
Organism: Lodderomyces parapsilosis
Lineage: Eukaryota; Fungi; Ascomycota; Pichiomycetes; Serinales; Debaryomycetaceae
Gene: ARR3
Product: Arr3p
Exons: 1
Coding region: 1-1332 (443 amino acids)
Biological process (GO): arsenite transport; antimonite transmembrane transport
Cellular component (GO): plasma membrane
Molecular function (GO): antiporter activity; arsenite transmembrane transporter activity; antimonite transmembrane transporter activity
Source: RefSeq, a predicted model, not a curated record